AUGACUAUUUUCACUACAGGCUGGUUUAGCUGUGGCCGGCUCCAGCUGGUCCGGAGCAAGACGGUUCUCCUGCUCUGCUUCCUCUCCGGCAUGGCCCUGGUCUAUCUCUUCUACUUCUACGACAACUACACUCCUGUUCCACCGCCAGCACUUCAAGAAGCCGUCAGGAUACCCCAGGCUGUGGUCCUCCCUAAGACAAAAUGGGACAGGGUAGGCUGGGUGAAGCAGCUGGAGCCAGAGUGGACUCCAUUUAUCUACUCUGUGGAUGGUGAUGAAAGAUAUACCCUCCGCACACCCAAGAACGUAGGCCGUGAAGCCAUGGUGUACCUCUCCUUCAUCAUAGACUACUACCACUCCCUGCCAGAGGUGAUGGCAUUCGUCCACAGUGCCAACAAGCAAUGGCACAAUGACUUCAAGGGCCGUAAGACAGUCAAGAUCCUCUCUGCCCUGCAGAUCCAGGCAAUCAAGCGGAGAGGAUACGCCAACCUGCGCUGUCUCUGGGAACCGGGUUGUCCGACCUCGCUCAACCCGCUCAACCCGACUGAGACAGAUAUACGCGAGCAGAAUGAACGAGCCCACCUGCCGGAAAUAUACAUGAAGCUGUUCAACGUCAGCCGGAGCGAGGUGCCCGAGCAUAUUGGUGGAGUGUGCUGUGCUCAGUUUGCGGUGACGAGGGAGAGAGUGCAGAAGAGGCCCCGGGAGGAUUAUGUGAGGAUGCGAGAGUGGGCUUUGGACGCCCGUUAUACCAGUUUCGGAGUUGGAUGGGUAUUUGAGCAGAUGUGGCAUAUCAUCUUCAUGGAGGAGGCCAUCCAUUGUCCGUCUGAGGCACAGUGUCGGUGCGAGUUAUACGGCAUCUUAGAUGUCAAGGAGAAGAUCGCAACUGAGAAAGGAUGGCCUGCAUCGCAGCAGAAGCUCAUAUACUCGGGCAAGAUUCUACAAGAUGACAACACAGUUGAGUCAUAUAACAUCGAGGAGAAGGGCUUCAUAGUAUGCAUGGUGUCCAAGCCAAAGGCUGCUCCCUCGGCUUCUGCAGCCUCCUCAUCCCAGACACCGGCUGCUGCACCAUCCGCUCCCGCCCCGAUCACUCCCUCAGCUCCUACCCGUGCAAGUGCUCCCGCUUCAGAGACUCCUGCUACCCCUUCGCCUGCCGGCGGUGCCAGCUCGGGUGCCACAUUCAACGAUCCAUCUGCACUUUUGAUGGGUAACCAGGGCCAGGAAGCUAUCACACAGAUGUUGGCCAUGGGUUUCUCGAGAGGCGAUAUCGACCGUGCCAUGAGAGCUGCGUACUUCAACCCAGACCGUGCCAUUGAAUAUCUGCUAAACGGUAUCCCUGAAGAAUCCGAGAGAGAAGCUCCUAGUGCCCCCGCUGCAGCAGGAGGCGCCGCCAGACCCUCCACCACAUCCGAAGAGCCGUCCGACGCUCAAGUUCAGGAGUCUCUAAAUCUCUUUGAACAAGCCGCCGCGCAAGCCAGCGGAGGCGGAGGUGCUCGUGGUCGUGGUGCUGGUGCCGGUGCCGGUGCCGGGGCAGGCGCAGGAGAAACUGCAGGCAGCCUUGGUAGCCUAGAGUUCUUGCGCAACAACCCUCAUUUCCAGCAGCUCCGCCAGCUUGUCCAGCAGCAGCCACAGAUGCUCGAACCCAUCCUUCAGCAGGUUGGUGCCGGAAAUCCUCAGCUCGCUCAAUUGAUUGGCCAGAACCAGGAGCAGUUCCUGCAGCUGCUCAGUGAGGACGUCGAUGACGAAACACAGCUGCCACCGGGUGCUCAGUCCAUCAGUGUGACAGAGGAGGAGAGAGACGCGAUUGAGAGACUCUGCCGUCUAGGCUUCUCUCGUGACUCCGUCAUCCAGGCUUACUUUGCCUGCGACAAGAACGAAGAGCUGGCUGCCAACUUUCUAUUCGACCAACCCGACGAAAACGAAGAGCAACAGUAG
Trichophyton rubrum CBS 118892 is the source of this 1929-nucleotide messenger RNA. RefSeq names its product UV excision repair protein Rad23. NCBI's taxonomy places the organism in Eukaryota, Fungi, Ascomycota, Eurotiomycetes, Onygenales, Arthrodermataceae. Gene Ontology annotation, biological process: proteasome-mediated ubiquitin-dependent protein catabolic process; nucleotide-excision repair. Gene Ontology annotation, cellular component: nucleoplasm; cytosol. The record is from RefSeq and is a predicted model, not a curated record. The transcript has 8 exons. Bases 1 to 1929 code for a protein of 642 amino acids. Gene Ontology annotation, molecular function: polyubiquitin modification-dependent protein binding; damaged DNA binding; ubiquitin binding.